Aspergillus candidus is the source of this 1487-nucleotide messenger RNA. Its product is annotated as WD40 repeat domain-containing protein. NCBI's taxonomy places the organism in Eukaryota, Fungi, Ascomycota, Eurotiomycetes, Eurotiales, Aspergillaceae. The transcript is spliced from 2 exons. The record is from RefSeq and is a predicted model, not a curated record. The coding region runs from base 96 to 1439 and encodes 447 amino acids. Gene Ontology annotation, molecular function: protein binding.
GGACCAUGCAGAAGUCCAAAUAAAGGGACAACUGCAAAAUCUGCACAAUUGUUAUACUUGCAGGCCGGGCAGCUCUUACAGAAUCAAAACAAGCAAUGUCUACCACACCCAAACCCCCAACACCGGUCUACAUUCUGCGCGGCCACGCAGCCCCCAUCCACGCCUUGCACGUCUUCCACGACAACCUCCGUCUGGUCUCAGCUGAUGCAAACGGCUGGGUGGUAGUAUGGGAUCUGGUCUCAAAGCGACCAGUGGUGGCGUGGAAGGCGCACGACGGGGCCGUACUAGAGGCUAAAGCGUCGAGUUCUGGCUUUGGCACGGCGACAGAGGUAUAUACACACGGUCGAGACCACAAACUCCGCGUAUGGCGCUUCCGCGCCCAGGACGAAGAUAUCCUUCAAAAAGUCCUCCCCGUCGAUCGCGUUGUAGACGGCGAUGGCAGCGGGGAGUCAACCGGCACAGGUGUUCAGCCGUGGAUGGUGCACUCGCUGCCUGUGAAUGCGCUGAAUUUCUGUGCGUUCUCGUUGCUGUUUCUCGCUGAGGAUAGUGAUGCUUCUUCCGCUGGAAUGACAGAAGGUCAGACGCAGGAAGAGGCUACGCCGCUAUCAUCAUCGGCGUUGAUAGCAGCGCCGAACGCGCUCGACUCCGGCGCUCUCGAUAUCUUCCAGCUCCCUGUUGAGAAGCGCGUAUGCACGAUACCUGCCGAUCCGGCCGUGAAGACGGGGAUGGUGAUGGCUGCUAAGCUGUUCGUGCGGGGCCCGGGAGAGCAGCUCUACGUCGCGGCUGGUUAUGAGGAUGGGCGGAUUGCUGUUUUCGCGCGGCGUGGGGAGCUCAGUGCGAAGGUUGUGCGGGAGGCUGGUGGUGGGAGGCCGUGGGAAUGGGAGAAGAUCUACGCUUGUCGGCCUCAUAGCCAGCCUGUUCUUGCGAUUGAUGUCUUUGCUGCUGAUGGGUACUUUGUCAGCUCGUCUGCCGAUGCGCUUCUGGUUAAGCACCCUGUGCCGCAGCUUGCGUCUUUGCGGGGGGGUCAGGGCGCUGUGGAGGAUACUCCUUUGAAAAAUGUGAAUACUAAGCAUGCGGGGCAGCAGGGGGUGCGGAUUCGCUCUGAUGGAAAGAUAUUUGCGACUGCGGGGUGGGAUUCUAGGGUCCGCGUUUACUCCUGCAGAAGCAUGAAGGAGUUGGCUGUGCUGAAAUGGCAUAAGGAGGGGUGUUACGUUGUUGCGUUUGCGGAUGUUCCUUCUGCGAUUGAUGCUUCUGCUACGGGCGAGUCGUUAACAGGGGAGCAAGCAAAGAGCGACGAGGCAGUAGCUGAGGCCCAGCUAACACAAGGGGGAUCAUCUCUAGCAGCACUACAACGGCAGAGAAAUGCAAAAGUCCAGAAUACGCAUUGGCUGGCUGCUGGCUCGAAAGACGGCAAGAUCUCAUUGUGGGAUAUCUAUUGAGGAUUGUUCCUCGAACGCGACAUGCUAUAUACAUUUUCCUGUCCCUCU